ACGGGGAGGAGGGAAGGUAGACAGGCGGGGAGUGCGAAUGCCAUGAGUGACAUGGCCGGUGAUUGUUCGCCCAGCAUGGCGGGUGUGAGUUCGGAUGGCGCGGGCGAAGGGUUGGCGGCGGGCUUCGAUGGGGAGAACUCCGACUCCGAUGGUGAUGAAGGACCGGCAGCCGAUUCGUCGACGAACCCAGGUGGAGGUGCACAUGGUCGGACCACCGCGAGACCUGCAUGUGGUACUCGGAAGAAGGGGGGGAAGUCUACAACCCAACCCAAGAAGAGCAACCUAUGGACUCUGGAAGAGCAAAUAGCCCUGGCGAGGAUCAGCGGCGAGGAUGACGCCCUCAUGGCCGAUGCGGAGGGCGCUCAUCAGCACAUGACAAGGACAAGGAGUGGCUCCGGCAAGCCGGGGUACUUCGACAUCACUACGGAGGAGAGGAAGACAUUGGGGAUACCCCUGACAUUUGAGAAGCCGUUGUGGGACGCCAUGAAGUGGUACCGAGAGAAGGCUUCCUUCAAUUGCGACAAUAUGAUGGCGUCGGAGGACUUGAGGGGGACAAGAUCGAGAGGAUCAGCGAGCGAGGCAGGUUCCGAAGGUGGGGAGACAGAACCCACCGAGAGUGCAGCGAAGACAAGGCGGACCGCAACUGGAAAAGUUUGGGGAGGCGAGUCAUCGUCCUACAUGUUCGGCAUGGCUUCGGUGAUGGAGGAAUCCACGCAGUCUCUCUGCGAGGGCCUAGACAAGGCUGCCGGGAACAUGGCACGUGCCACGACAGAAGGUGCUGCGCUCAUGGCAGCGAAGAUGGGAGAUAUGGCGACAAAGAUCGGGGCUGUAGCGGGGGCGAUGCGGCAAGGGAAUAGUGUGUUGGAGAUGCUGGUCGGGGUGAUGGUAGAUAGAGGGUCAGGGACUGGGCGGGUGGCCGACGACAGUCAGGACACAGACCCGUCGACGAAGUAGGGCAUUGCGGGUCGUCGAUUUCGAACCCGUCGUUAACCGCCCCUGUUUUUCCGGAAUGUGGUCCCGCGAAACCCAUCCCUGGC
This is a messenger RNA of Chara braunii, 1037 nucleotides long. NCBI's taxonomy places the organism in Eukaryota, Viridiplantae, Streptophyta, Charophyceae, Charales, Characeae. The record is from the annotation of a GenBank genome assembly.